AUGCCUCUGCAUUUUUUAUUCCUAGACCUGCAGAAGGCCUUUGACUGUGUUCCUAGGGAGAUGAUCUGGUGGGCGUUGCGGUCGAAGUUGGUACCAGAGACCUACGUGGAAAUCGUACGUGACAUGUACCGCAACUCCGAUUCAAUAGUCAGGACGGCUGUUGGUGAUACCACCCCCUUCCCCAUAACCAUAGGCGUGCAUCAGGGCUCCGUCUUAAGCCCCUAUCUCUUCAGUGUGAUAUUAGACGAACUGUCAGCCAGCGUACAGAAACUACCGCAGCCUUGGCUGCUUAUGUACGCUGAUGAUAUCGCACUGGUAGAUGAGGACAAAGGACGGCUCACCAGACGCGUGCACGCAUGGAGGGAGGCGUUUGAGAACGGCGGGCUGAAGCUAAACGUGGCGAAGACGGAGUAUAUGGCCUGCAACAGCACAGAUCUGACGUCUCUCCGUAUAGGCGACGACACCGUCGAGCGCACGGACAACUUCAGGUACCUCGGAUCUGUGCUUGAUGCGUCCGGUGACAUCGAUCGCGACAUCAAGGCCCGUAUAUCAGCGGCUUGGGCGAAAUGGCGCGAGGUGACGGGUGUCAUUUGUGACCCCAAAAUGCCGGUCAAGCUGAAGGGACAGGUCUAUAAGACCAUCAUAAGGCCUGUCCUUACGUACGGCAGUGAGGCGUGGCCGGUGCUGGAGCGAUACCGGCAGUUGUUGCAUGUCACGGAGAUGAACAUGCUGCGGUGGAUGUGUGGCGUCACACGGAAAGACCGUGUACGGAAUACAUACAUCCGCGGCAGCCUCCAUGUCCGUGACAUUGCUGACAAGCUGCAGGAAAGUCGCCUCCGCUGGUACGGCCACGUCUUACGACGACCAGCAAGCUACGUGGGAAACAAAUGCCUGGACAUGACCUUACCUGGUGCCAGGAGUAGAGGACGGCCCAAGAAACGCUGGCUUGAUGUCGUGCAGGAUGACAUGCGCGCCAAUGGGCUAGUUGUGAGGGACGCCGAAGACCGGGCAAAGUGGAGGAGGAACACUUUAAUUCAUUGUAAUAGGAACUGUAUUUGCUUGACAGAUGUGUUUUAUGCAGUAGUUUGCUCUGGUUGCUAUUGA
Molecule: messenger RNA, 1104 nt
Organism: Parnassius mnemosyne (clouded apollo)
Lineage: Eukaryota; Metazoa; Arthropoda; Insecta; Lepidoptera; Papilionidae
Source: the annotation of a GenBank genome assembly